Meloidogyne enterolobii is the source of this 1396-nucleotide messenger RNA. NCBI's taxonomy places the organism in Eukaryota, Metazoa, Nematoda, Chromadorea, Rhabditida, Meloidogynidae. The record is from the annotation of a GenBank genome assembly.
UUCUAUACCUUAUCUUAUUGUCCCUUGCAAUUUUAUUUUAAUUUUAGUUUUGUUGGUUAGUGAAAGUAAAAAAAUGAUUUCUCGUCGUGGCCUUGCUUCUGUAGCUGCAGCUUAUGCAAAGCCAAAUCCUCUUGUUGAGCCAAUUCAACAGAAAACUUCACGUCUCCCUAAUGGCAUGACAAUAUCAUCUGUCGAUCUUCAGGGUGCGGUAUCUCAACUUGUUUUCGCUUUUCGUUCUGGUUCACGCUAUCAACAGCCAGAUGAGGGAGGCGUUGCCCAUAUGUUACGUAAUUGUAUUGGAAGUGAUUCUGAUAAUUAUUUGGGUCUUCGACUUCUUUGGCAAACUGCACAGACUGGAGCCAAUUUAUUUUCUAAAUUGUCCAAAGAUUUGCUUUGUAAUCGUACACAAGCACCAAUUGCUCUUUCUGUUCUUGGGGAAAUUGUGCAGCCAGCAAUUAAGCCUUGGGAUAUUUUUGAGGUUCAUAAAGGAUUAGAAAUUGAUUUGGAACAUCAAACGGCCGAGGAUAUUACUUUCGAGAAUUUACAUAGAGCUGCUUUCAGGAAUGGCUCUCUUGCAAAUCAACUUCUCUGUAAAUCCUACGAAAUUGGUUCGGACACAAAUGUUGGACAUAAAAGAUUGCAAUCUUAUGUUCUUUCUCGUUGGAAGAGUGCUGAAACAGCUUUGAUUGGCGUUAAUAUUGACCAUUCUCUUUUAUUGGAAUAUGCGGCAGAUCAUCGUGUAGUCCCGGACGGGGCUGGCCAUCCAGCCAAUCCAAGUCCUUUCUUAGGUGGCGAAGUUCGUCAAUUCGGACCUGGAAAGUUAGCACAUAUUGCAAUAGUGGGUGAGGGAGCCGCCUUUAAAGAUGAAAAAGCUGUUGCAAUUCAAUCUGUUCUUGCUCAGUUGAUUGGCAAAACAGGUCAAUAUACAAACUAUCAAAAUAUUGCACAGCCAUCAAUUGUUCAUCGAACUCUUUUCAAAGCAGCGAAUCACAAUCCUUUCCAUUUAUCUCAAGUGAAUAUUUCUCAUUCAGAUAUUGGACUUGUUGGUUUUUAUCUCGUUGCGGAAGGCGAAAAGAUUUUCCCGUAUGUUAAAGCAGCUGUUCAAGGGCUUCGUGAACUUGCUGAAAAAACUGUUGAUCAGGAACUUAUUCAGAUAGCCAAACAAACUUUGGCUUUGCAAACUUUAAGCAAGUUUGACUCAAGUGAAUUGUUGGCACUGGAUCAAGCUUCUCAAGUUAUGGCUAAAGGCGCAGCUCAAUCACCAGAAGAGUUUGUAAAUAUUGUGCAGAGUGUUACUGCUGAGGAUAUUAAAAAAGCGGCAACUAAACUUUGUGCAAAACUUGCUUUAUCUGCUUAUGGACAAAUUAAUCAAACUCCCUAUUUGGACGAAAUUUAA